Molecule: messenger RNA, 3160 nt
Organism: Physcomitrium patens
Lineage: Eukaryota; Viridiplantae; Streptophyta; Bryopsida; Funariales; Funariaceae
Source: RefSeq, a predicted model, not a curated record
UGUCUGAGCUCCUCUUCAGUGUCGUCGUCUUCGGAUGCGUGUCUGUGUCUGGGUCAGUCCAUCGUCAGUCAGUAGUUCUAGGCUAAUCUUCAGUGACUCUUGUGAAGCUCCUAGUUCUGUCUCUGUAGAACCUUGAGUGAGAGAUUAGUGUGUGUAUUUGAGUGUGUGUGUGUGUGUGUGUGUUGGUCUUGUUAGUCGUUUCGGUUCUUCCAUUGAGUGUGUCUCGUACAUUAUUUGGAGGUAGGUGGUAUUCUAUCUGAAUAGGUUGGGUGGUCUUUGUCUGGGUACGUUGUCGAUUCCUACUGUCUUAGCUACAGUGUUUGUGGUGUGAAUCUCUAUUCCUUGGAAGUGAAGGACAUUUCAUAUUGGUGCUACAGAAUUAUAUCGUGAAUCCCUUUGUCGUGGUCCGUUUCCCAGUUGUUUGUCUACACCGCAUCUGGUAUCUAUGGACUAUCAUGCCCUUAGCAGACGAGAGCUCCAGGCGCUGUGUAAGCAGUACAAGAUACCUGCCAACAAGACUAAUGUGUUCAUGGCGGAUGCUCUGGCUGCCCUGCUGAAUGGUGCCGACGAGGAUAAAACAGCUAAUGUCGACACGCUCGCGGAGGCCGCCCCUGCGGCGCCUGCUGAUGAACCAAUCCCAGAAGGUGUCCACGAAGGAGUUGUCGAGAAUGCCAUCGAUAAUGUUGUAGCUUCGAAGAAGACCAGAGAUAGAUCUUCUAGAAGAGCUGCGGUUGUGGAUGCAGAUCCACUGAUUGUGGACGAUUGCAUACCCGCGAAGUCUAGUUCCGGUAGGAACAGAGGAAGAGGCAUUGUGGUCCCUGCCCCUACCCUAAUAUCUGCGGAGCACUUGGACGUUGUGGAGCCUUCUGCGGAUUCAAAGAAGCUUGCGAUGAAGAGCAAGAGCGUUAGUGCAUUAGUCAAGGCUGCAACUGCUUCAGACAUUCCUGCGAUUAUUUCCGCAGCAAUUGGCGUAUCUAGGGAGGACAACUCUGACAAUAUCGAUGUUUCACUGGAGGAGGUUCCAGUAGAGGAAGCUUUCGCCGUUCGUUGUGACCGUUCCCGAACAGACGGUGACCUGGAUGAACCGAUGGAGGGAGAUGUGGAUGUUCAUGAUAGCUUGACUAACAUUCUCCUUAGCGAAGAGAAAGAUAUCAAAGGCAGCCUCCCGGGUGCUGAAUGUGAGGAACAAGUGGUACCAGAAGUCCAACCCCAGGACGACCUCGUUGCAUACAUAGAAAAGCUUUCCUUGGAGGAGGCGCCCGUAGAUGGUGGUCCAGGGAAAAAUGAAGUGCGUAAACGUACCGGGAAAAGAACAGGGAGAUCCAAGAAAGCCACUAUUAAUGAUCAGCAGGAAAUCCUUGCAGCCGUCUCUUCUACAACAGAAGCCGUCGGUGUCUCUAUUGCAGAUUUCACUGUAGUACCUACUUCGGCGGACGGUGGCAAAGAACACAAGCUGGCACCUAAGAGACGUGGGAGAGGCAAUAAAGCAGCAACUUCCGCUCCACCUCUGAUUGAGUCGGAAUCAUCAGCAGCAGCUGUCGACGUGAUGCAGUUCAGUGGCUGCGGGAAUUCAGACAGUGGCCUAUUGCUGACUGUGCCCUCAGAACAAGCAGGGGAGAGUGAGGGAAUGAUACCCGUGAUUAAGAAGGGCAGCAAUGCGAAGAAAGAAGCGCAUGCGUCCCUACCAGCUACCGACAUUGCCGCCCCUGAUGGUGCCAUUGAAAUGCAGCCCACCGGAAGUGACUAUGUCCAUCAUGGUGUCCUUGCAGUAAAGGAACUUCUCCCCGACGCUGGAAUUCCAAAGCCCUGUAACACAAAAGCCCAGAAGGCUAAGAAAGGAGCACGAUCUACAGAAUUCAAGGGCGACCUUGAAGCUCUUGUUGCCGCAGCUGAUGAUGUGAAGCUUGAGGCUACUGUUCCUGCAGCUGAGGAGGUGGAGCGAAAUAACGAUUCUGCUGCCCACGAAGAUUCUGUCGACAUGGAGGAGGAAUCAGAGAUUGUGAAGCCGAAGAGAGUGAAAGGAACUAGAAAGAAGGCCGGGAGGAAUAAGGGAGGUAAGGCUAAAGCCAAUUCCCUGAAUAUUGAGGUCUACGUAGACGCCAGUUUCGUGAAAACCGCGGAGGUUAUCGAGCCUGAUGCCCCUGAGCCUGAACCCUCCGCAAGCGUCGCAAACUGUCACGAUGGCGUUUCGUCGCCAGUGAAGAGCCACCUGGGAUGUGAAUCCCCAGUGAGAAGUCCUUCUUUCGCUCAUGUGAGCUCUCCACCUCAAAGCCCCUCCCUUGCCUACAUGGGAAACGAGUCGGACUGCGAAAUGGAUGACCCCACCCCUAAUGUUCAGCAGAUUAAUCAGCAAAGCAGUCCCAACACUUCAAUGGUGUUUGCUGACGAGGAAGCAGACAAGGAAAACUCUGGCAGUAAGCACAAUGUGACAGAGAUCCCGAAGAGCUUGCGCAAGCUUCGAAAGCAAAUAAAGGAAGCUAUCAUCAAGAAGAAAAGCACUCCCGUGUCAUCACCUCUGAAGGACAUUUCGCUCAAUGUGCAAUCGCCACUGAUGAUGCAGUCGCCAGCCUUUUCCUUCCAAUUUUGAGUCUUCCCAGUACUACAUCCAUGUCGACAUAUGACCGAGUUUGUUGAUGUGAGAUCCUGAUAGUUUACAAAAUAUGGCAAAGCCAUUACCAUUCGAGCACCAACAACUACGACGGACAAUUCGAGCUUUCCAUCGUCGUUUGCAGUCCCAUUAAGUUAUUAGACUGGCUAACGGCUUUAGAGUUAUGAUGCAAUAUAGUACAUCAGAUUCGGUAGUACUCUAUAUCAGUGGACUGAUGCACAUGCCACUCAGAUUAUUGACCAUACCAUACACCCGCCUUGUUACAGAGAAUCUUUCGUGUGUGCAGCCUAACAAAGCGUUCCAUCAGCUUCCAAGACUAAAGAUGUCGUUAGUGAAAUGCUACCAAACAUAAUGGAUUCGUUCAAGAUAAAACGGUUGAAAGUGUCCAGUUUGGUGAGAUUACUAGUCCAUCGCUUGUAAAGAAACUUAUCCGUCCCCAGUGAUGUGGGGAUUUAAGCCAGAAUGCCUGAACAAAGCCCAAUUGCCUUAAUUUCCUGUAGCACGACAAAUUAUGGAAAAUUCAAAUGCUGACUAGCAACAUUGCAGUAAGCA